AUGGGGAAUUCAAAUAGAAAGAAACUAUAUUCCUCAAGAGAGAAAUAGAUUUUAGCCUUAUAUCAAGCACAAAACAAAAUUGAAACAGUGUCAAAAAAUGAGUGCGAAUAAAAUAAUUAAAUCAAAUAGUAAGAUAGUUAACUUUCUAAAAGCAUACUGAGGGAAAAUGAUAUCACAGAGGAUUUGGAAUUUGUUAAAUAAGAAUCUUUUGAUGAAGUGAUAAAAGAUUAUUAUUAAUACUAUAACAGCCUAUAAAAUUCUAAUUAAAAUGACAGUAUAUCUUCAAAUAUAGAUAUCCAAGAAAAAAACCUCCUUGUUUCUUAACUAUGCAAAAAUUUAGAUAAAUAUCACUAAUAAAUCAAAGAUUAUUUAUAAUUGUUUAAUUUAGAACUUAAAGUUGUAUCGAACUCUCAAUAGGAAUGGGCUAAUUUUUGUAAAGAACUUAAGAAAAAUUAGAUCUUUCAUUAAAUGAAUCGCAAAAAAUGUGAUUAGAAAGCUAAUAAUUAAAUAAAAUCUAGCUUUUAGACUAUACCAUAAUUUAAAUAUAGCUAGAAAACUAUUCGGUAAUAAUAAUAAAACCUAAAUAAAUAUUCUAAUUCAGCAACUAACUUGGAUGAUAAUAGGAAUCAAAGUGAUAAAGAUAACUUCUAGCCUUGUUUAUAGAGAAAUAUUGUUAGCGAGUGCCAUAAAUAAGAGGAUUAAAAUAUAUAUUAGAGAGGAAAAACCUAAUCUUCUUCUAUAGGUAGCUUUUUGGGUGAACAUAAUUUAUUUUUAUUCAAUUAGCAUUCUUAGGACAACAAAUUAUCAGUAUAUCAAACUUAUUAUUUUAAUCAUUAUCCUGUAGACGAUGAAGAGUAUUAACUCAAAAGAGACUUAAAAAAAUUUAAACACUAUAUGAAAGAGUCUGACGAAAUGUUUUUAUUAUUUAGAAAAGUUUCUACAGCCUUUUAGUAAGCUUUCUUUGCUCUAUAUGGUAAAGAAAACGAUAAAGUCCCUAAAGAAUAUAUGAAGGAACCAAAACUAUUAGAAAACAGGAUAUAAAUUGAAAUAAGAUUUAUUGUUAGAGUUUUUGAAAAACUCAUAGAAAGAAUUAUGGAUAAUUUUGCUUCUCAGUAAUAAGAAAAAGAUAUUGGAGAAUCCUCAUCUCCCACACAUAAAAGAACUUUUAUGCAAAAUAUGGAUUCUAAAGCGUUUCCCGUUAUAAAUAUGCUUUUAAAUUUUAACCACAAAGUAUUUGAAAGGAUUCGUUUUAUGAUGUAACAAAUUUAUUCUAAUUAAACUAAAAAACUUUUUACUAACAUGAAAUUAUACCUUAAAAAUGAUGUGUACUGCAGAGAAACAAAAUAAUAUGGCGAUAUGCAAAGUCAUUUUAAAAAUUCAAUAGAAAAAUACAAAUAAGUUAUUCCAAUAUUUUAAAAAAACAUGAUUGAAGGAAUAAAAAUUAUUUAACAUGUAGUAAAGUAGGUUAUAAUGGAAGAAAAAAAUUAAAGUUCUAUUUAACAAACUUAAUAAAAAAAUUUAUACCAAAAUUCAUACCUUUAAAGUACAUCAUUGUUGUCUCCUCAAUCUUUAGCAGAAAAAUCUUAGUAAUUACAAGCAAGUGUAUUCUCGUUAGGGAAAAAUAACUCUGAAGAAAUAAAUGAGAAUGAAUAAAUUGGGUUUAAACAGUCAUAUUAAAUUAAGCAUCCUAUUGAGGAGGAAGAUGAAUUUUGUUUAUCCAUGGAAUCAAAUAUAAAAAAAGCAUAAAAUUUAGUCAAAUAGUAGCAGUAUCAAGAUCAAGAAGUAAAAUAAACAGAAGAAAAUUUUCCAUUCUCAAAUAAUCUUUAAGAUAACAUUGUCUAAUAAUAAUAAAUAUAUGGUUGCGAUGAUCUCAUUCCUACAUACGAGUACGUAAUAUGCUAAGCUGAAUCAUAACUCUAAGUUACACUUUUACACGACUUAAAGCUAUUUUUGUUGAUAUUUAAUAAUCUUUAUGAUAGAUUUCCUUAAUAUAGCAGUAGUAUUUCUAAUGCCACAAAUUUUCUUUCUGCUUAUUAAUCUAUCUUAAAUUUAUAAGAGAACAGAGUUGUUUGA
This is a messenger RNA of Tetrahymena thermophila SB210, 2073 nucleotides long. RefSeq lists its product as hypothetical. NCBI's taxonomy places the organism in Eukaryota, Ciliophora, Oligohymenophorea, Hymenostomatida, Tetrahymenidae. The transcript has a single exon. The record is from RefSeq and is a predicted model, not a curated record.